AUGCACUUUAACGCUUCCUUCAUCCUCGCCGGCCUCCUCUCCAUCGCCGCCGCCGAACGCUCCGGCCCCCUGCGCACCCGCGCCUCCUCCAGCUUCCCCAUCCCCGCCAGCAAAGGCUCCGUUACCUACAAGACCGCCAAGAGCAUCAGUGCCACUUUCGACGGCGGCUACAAGACCUACGGACGCGGCGUUUCCUGCGGCGGCCAAGCCGAAGGCGGAAACGCUGACGCGGUGUUUGUGCUCGAAGACGGUGCUACACUCAAGAACGCCAUCAUUGGCAAGGAUCAGAGUGAAGGUGUGCAUUGUCUUGGCGCCUGCACCAUCCAAAAUGUUUGGUGGGAUGCGGUUUGUGAGGAUGCGUUGACCUUCAAGGGCGAUGGUAAUGGUAAGGUUAUUGGUGGUGGUGCCCGCGGUGCUGAGGAUAAGGUUAUCCAGCAUAAUGGUGUUGGGUCCAUCACUAUUGACGGCUUUACCGUCGAGGACUUUGGAAAACUUUACCGUAGCUGUGGUAACUGCAAGCAAAAUGGCAAAGCAAGAAAAGUCACCAUCAACAACGUCAAGGCCACAAACGGCAAGUACCUCGUCGGCAUCAACAGCAACUACGGCGACACUGCCACCAUCACCAACACUUGCGCUUCGUCUGUCAAGCAUAUCUGCCAGGAGUACAAGGGUACCAACAACAAUGAUGAGGAGCCUUCGACGCUCAAGGAGGGUCCUUCCAAUGCUUGUAUCUACAAGGAUGCUGAUGUUAAGCACUGUUAA
Messenger RNA from Aureobasidium vineae, 762 nucleotides. Lineage: Eukaryota; Fungi; Ascomycota; Dothideomycetes; Dothideales; Saccotheciaceae. The record is from the annotation of a GenBank genome assembly.